Stegodyphus dumicola is the source of this 7590-nucleotide messenger RNA. RefSeq lists its product as uncharacterized. Gene Ontology annotation, biological process: actin nucleation; actin filament polymerization. Gene Ontology annotation, molecular function: microtubule binding. Lineage: Eukaryota; Metazoa; Arthropoda; Arachnida; Araneae; Eresidae. The record is from RefSeq and is a predicted model, not a curated record. Gene Ontology annotation, cellular component: actin filament.
UUCUAAUAUUGAGAAAUAUAUAUUUACUUACACAUAUGUAUAAUAUUUGAAAAGGUGGUUUAAAGAUUAGAGAUUCAAAGAACUAACUGAUCUUGGCUAAAAUAAAAAUUAAUGAGUAAAAAUGAAUUUGAAAUCUCCUUUCUAAAACAGAACAAUUUUUAUGAGUGUUUUUUUUACAAACAGAAUUUUUAUGAAUGUUUUUGCAGUAAGGAAAAAAAAGAAUCCCAUUCCUUAACUGGAGCUAGUAUGUACUGUUAUGGCAUAGGUCUACAUUCACCACUAUCACAGUCUCUGCUAAUCAAGGAAGACUAACCGCUAAGUUUCAAUAGAUAUUUGUAGGUACUUUAUUCAGUUUCUCCUAUACCCAAUGAACAGCUCCAUGGCAGUUUGUGGAUGGUUUUGCCUGCUUGCUAACUGGCACUGAAACAUGUUUAAUUUUUUGGAGAUCGAUUUUUUAGGGAAGCCAGCUGAGUUCAUUUACUCCAAUUUCCUCAAAUCCUCUCAAUUAUGACUUUCAAUGUGUAAAUUGUCAUGCUGGAAAUGGCAAAGACUUUCAAAUUACUGUUAUGGUGUGGUAGAUAGCACAGAUUUGUCCAGUAUUAUCAUAUAGAGUUCAACAUUCAUAUUUUGAGGUACAAAAAUCAGUGGACCAAGUUGAAGUUCAGAGAAUCAAAUCUGUUUCAUAAUUUCCCUUCUGCCAAAUUUCACAGUUUAAUAUACUUGGGUAAUUAAUGCUCAACUGGGUCCAUUAUGCAUCCAUCAGAAUGCUAUUUAGCAUGUUAACUUGAUCUGUAAUUUUACUUCAUGCUCUUCCUUUGAGUUUUUCAAAGUCCACUGGCAGCAUGUUUUGCAAUAUUGGUUAUAAUGAGCAGUGUUCAGUUUAACCUCAUUUUCUUGUGCUUUAGCUUGCCCAUGAAAUCCAAGUGCAAACACCUGUCGACAUAUUAUGCAAGUCUAAAAUCACUUCCAGAUGCUAUUUGGAAGUCUAUGGCCUCAUAUCAUCGUGACGCUUACUAGUUUGACUUCAACACAGGUUGGAAUGUUCAUAUUUAUACCUGUCAAUUUUUUUAGCUUGUAUGGUUAAUGUUGAUGCCUAUAACUUCUUCAUGUUUCCAUUGUACUAUUGCAUUACUUAGUGUUAUAUUUGUCAUGUAGUGAGAAAUCUAAGAUAUGAAAUGACUGAUUUAAUGGCCUUCUGUGAUCAUGCACCUUUCAGCUUAUAUGUUUAGUUCUCAUCAUAUGUCCAUUUCAGCAGCUGUAAUAAAUAAAUAUUUCUGUUGAGCAUUCUCUUUCUGUAGGCUCAUGAUGUGUUAUUGGCAUAUAGAUGAUCUUAUCUGGCAUUUAGGGAGCAUAUGAUUAUUAAUUAUAAUGUGGUGUGUUUUUUAACAGCAGUAUCUAUUACUAUUUAUUUUGAUAUUUUAUUUUGCAUUUAAAGGAAAAGUUAAGCAGAUAAAUGCAAAAGCUAACUAAAUGUAAACAUCUACAUUUCUGUUUAAUAUCAUAUUGACCUGAAUAUAAAAUUGCCUCACAUAUAAAAUGGCUGUGCAAUCUUGAAAGUAUUUGAGAGUAAAAGAUAGAGCCUGUUUAAGGUUACAUAUAUAUGAAUUUUAUAUAUUGAAAGUGUUCUGUGAGGAAAAUAAUGAAAUGGUUUAAAUAUUGCAUUUUGAUGUGAAAUUAAGUGAAUAUGUCUUGUUUUAGUAUAUAAAUUAAUUAUCUUAAGUCAUUAAUGAGAUUAAUUAUCUUAAUGCAUUAAAGACAUUAUCUUAAUUCAUUUUUUAAAUUUUUGGUUAUGAAUAUAAGAAGAAAAGUUUUCAUAGAUGAGCAUUUUAAAGAGAAAUUAUCCGAUAUUCAGGUAUUAAAGAUACAGUAAAUUCUAGAAGAAUUUAUACCUCUGUGCAUAUCUAUUGUGGUUGCAGAUUUACUAGGCACUGUAACUCAUUUUGUGUGAUAAUGAACCAAUUUAUAUUAUUGUUACUUCCGCAAUGAAAAAAAAAAAAAAACAACAUUCUAAAAUUAAAAUGCAAUAUGAUGUCUGAAUUGUUUUUGACUGAAUUCAGAAUUCUUUAUUGUUGCUGAUGAUAUCGAAGAGAACUUUCGUCCGGCAAUAAAGCAGUAUUUAAAUGUUUUCAAUAUGGAAACAUUUUAAAAAAUUUUAUGACAAAUGUGAUAUUUUACCCGCAAGAACAUUUUUAAGGAAUUUUAACAUUCACGAAUAUUUUGAAAGAAAUGACAUUUUUUGAUGGACUUUGGUAUUUCGAAUGCAUGUAAAACUAGCCUAUUCCUAUUCCAUUUUAUGGUUCAAAUAAAUUUUAAGAAUUAACAUAAUCCAAAUGACCGCAAUAAUGUUACUAUUCGCCCUCGAACGUGACUAAACGUUCGUUUUAGGUGACAAAAAGAAGUUUUAUUUUUAAAAACCCGCGGAAGUUGUUUUUCCUCGUCGGUGAAAAAUCGCAACACCGGCGACAUGGAUGAUCGGUAGCCCGCAACUGCACCGCAGACGACCCGCAAUGGAAGCGAGCGACCAAAUUCACUCUUCCAGCGACGGAACAUACGAAGGAUUCAACGGAUGGCUGUUCUGGCGUUUCGAGCUCCCCGCCAUCCGCGACGAAGAAUUGUUCUCAGCCCUUCAUAUCUCGAACUCACCUGCUGGAGGUAUGAGGUCUGCGAAUGGAUCAUCCCUCAGCGCCUGCGCGUCCCAGCGUUCCCUUGGAAACGGAAAUUCCAAACGCCAUGCAGCGCAAUACGGGGAAGGCUCCGAAGCACGUGCAGCCUCCGUCAUCUCCCUCUCAACGAAUGGACCCCACCAAACAUACCCCGCAAAAAUCGAUCAUUGGGAGCACGAGUACGGGUGCCGCACUGCUUGCAGCGAUGGCGGAGAACACACCCUCCAUAAUCAUUACGAUGAGGAAGCAUGGAACAUUUCUCUCUCAAAUGAACAACAGCAUCCGCGAGAAUGUCACGACGUGAAUUUAGGUCUCGACCAAGCGUCGAGCCAUUCACCGACCAUGGGGAAUCUGAGCAGUCAGCCCGGUGAAAAAAAAAGUAAAAAUACUUCAUCAAAAGAUGCAGAGAGAACAGAAGCCAAGAGUAGUACUUCUAAGUUUCGUUUCGGGAAAGGUGAAUCCAAGCCGAAAUUAUCGGCUGCCAAAAGCGAUAAUAGGCGUCAAAGUGAUGUCAGUGUCUCCACACAAAGGAAGCGUAGAUCUUCGACAGACAUUGCAAUUGUCGAAUCUACCCCCAGUCCUGGAAGUUCCUUAUCGAGUUCUGUGUAUGUAGAUACUCACAGCCACUUGCCAACACCCAUUGAAGGUGGUGAAGAUGAUUCAGUUUUGGAAGGAGAUUCCCAGAUAUUGGACGAUGGCACAGCCACGCUCCAGGAUGCAUCGCCGGGUAGUCUUAGUGACAUUACCGUCUUUUGCGAUGAAAGCAAACAGGAGGUGAUGUCCAAUGUCCUCAAACGACCGCAACCAUCUUCUUCCCAGUCUUUGCCCGGAACACCAGGAGAUAGUCAUCUAGAAUCGAAUUUUUCGACCAUGGGCUUUUCCACAGUUUAUGAAUCGCGUUAUCGUACUCACGGUGGAGAAACGGAAUCGUCCUCUUACAGUAGUGGUGGGCGAGACCUUAGUACUAGCUCUUCCAGUAGCAGCGUGGAUAUACACGAUCUUUGUGGAGCCCUAAAGGAUUUUUCUCAUAAGCAACAACGAGGUUCGUUUGAUUCCAGUGUGCCACCAUCAACCUUACCAUUUACGCUCACUCAGCAUCGAAAGGUGGUUCUUCCUCCUCAUAAGUUUGUUGCCCCUCCUCCGUUGAGUGCUCAGAAUGGUAAAGCAGCAAUUUCUGGCUCUGAGGAGUGCCUCAGGCCCGCAAAUUUAUAUGGAAAUAAUGUAGAACACCAGUCAUCUCCUUCCCGUCGGCACUCUUCUUACGGAGAUGUCCCACCGCUGGACGGGAAUGUUCUACGCAAAGUUGCCUCCCUAACGUUGGACAAGGCGACAAUUGAUUCUAAAGUGAAUCGGCCCAAGUUUGUUCCAGAAAAGCUAGAUUUCAGUCUGUAUGAAAAAUUUGAAGGUCAAAUGCUCAUUCAUUGGCUAUGUGCUGCUUUUCCGGACGAUCAUUACCUUCGAUUUCUCCUUUCUAAGCAAGACCUAAAAAUACUGGCUGCUCAGUUCUGCACGAAUCUUCUUGCUGCUGGUGUCCUAAGGCAGAUUGAAGAUGAAAAUGCACCUUUAGCCAAUUUAUUUCGACCUGAUUUGAUGUAUUACUGGACCCAUUCUGAGCCUCAACCAUCUAGUGCUCCACCUCCUGGUAAACUUUCACCGUCUGUAUGGCCAACUCCUUCGAUACCUGAAGUACCAGAACAUCGAGGAAGCACGCUAUAUACAGAAGCUGAAUUUCAGAAUAUGAUUAUGGCUAUGAAAAAAGAUCAUAGAGAUACAGUUGACCGAAUACAGAAGGAAAAGGAAAUUGCUCUUUUCAACCUACGAGGAGAGCAGGCAUCAAAAAUGAAUGAAUAUGAAAGGAAAGUUGCACGAUUGGAGCGAGAAGUUGAAAAAUAUCAGACUCUUGCAGCAAUUGAAGAACUUACCAGAAAAGCAAAAAGAGAUCUAGAUACAAGCCCCAUGUCACCCUCCUGUGAUCUUAAAUCAUUUCUAUCAUCCUCAUCUCAGAUUCCUGAAUCACUUAUUCCUAAGUCUCGUUAUUGCCAAACCGAUCAAUUUUAUACGACUUCUGUUGCUAUACAAACAGAUUCAAGGAUACUGAAAGAUACUGCAUCUUCUCCUGUUAAAGAAUUACUCUCUGGUUUGACUCAGAAGUCACUGAAACCUCUUGUUCAAACUGUAUCACCCCUACCUCAACAGUCUGUUGAAGACUCAAACACUUCUCCUGUUCAAAGUAGGCCAAUAUCGGUGGAACAGAGUUCUCAUAGUGUGACUACUAAAACCAUGGAUCAGACAACUAUUGGAUUACAGCAAAUCUCUUCAGGUAUCCCACCACCACCACCAAUGCUACAGAAUGAUUCUACUGUUGUGCCAUUUGUUCCACUACCAGUGUGUGGAAUUCCACCCCCUCCUCCACCUCCUCCUCUGCAAAUGGGUGAAAUUUCCUCUACAGCUGGAAUACCUCCUCCACCACCACUACCUCCUAUGAGUGGAAUACCACCUCUACCUCCUCCUCCUCCAUUACUCUCUUCUGUUACUAGUGGAAUCCCUCCUCCUCCGCCUCCUCCUCCACCACCACCACCUGUAGGUAUAGGAAUUCCACCUCCACCUCCUCCUCCACUGCCUUCUUUUGGCACUGAAAUUCCAGUUCCUCCACCUCUUCCUGGUGGUACACAGCCACCACCGCCACCUCCUCCGCCUCCUCCUCCAGGACUACCGUUAAGUGGUUUAACUGGGCCUUUACCAACAAGUGGUGUUCCUGUAUCUCCAUCUCCUUUACCACCCCCUCCUGCAGGUGGAUGGUAUGGUGCAUAUAAAACAGCUCGGAAACCUCCAGUUAGCCCUAAGGUGCCCAUGAAACCACUUUACUGGACUCGCAUUCAAGUUCAGGAACCAGCUGUAGCUGCUUCUGAGAAUAAAAAUUGUUUAUGGCAGAAGCUUGAAGAACCAGUUCCUGCUGAUUUGGAUGAAUUUGCUGAAUUAUUUUCUCGUCAAACUCCAGAAAAGAAACUAACAUCAAAAUUAAAAACUGCUAAAGAUAAAAGUAAACAGGUCGCUAAACUUUUAGAUCAAAAAAGAUCUCAGAAUGUUGGAAUAUUAAUUUCAAGCCUUAGAAUUGAAAUAGCUGAUGUUGAAAAUGCUGUCUACAAUUUUGACACUUCAACAUUAGAUCUUGAUGCUCUUCAAGCUAUUUAUGAAAUUAGGCCAACUGCAGAAGAGUUGCAAUUAAUAAAAGAUCACUUGGACAAGAACAAUGAUAUUCCUUUGGACAAGCCUGAACAAUUUCUUUAUGAUUUAGCUCAAAUUCCUGAAUAUGCUGACCGUGUAUCCUGCAUUAUGUUCCAAGCUGCUUUUACUGAAACGAUCUCGUCAAUAGAGAACAGGCUUAAUAAUCUUAAAAUGACAUGUGAGUUUCUCAUGACAGAUGCUGAAAUACAAAAAGUUUUCGGAAUUAUUCUUGCUUUAGGAAAUUAUAUGAAUGGAGGCAACAGAAACAGAGGCCAAGCUGAUGGCUUUGGACUAGAAAUAUUACCAAAGCUGAAAGAUGUAAAAAGCAAGGAUAGCUCUCUCACCCUUCUUCAUUACAUCGUGAGGAACUACAUAAAAUUGUACCUGAAAGAUUGUUCUUUAGAUAAAUGUAAAUUACCAGUUCCUGAGCCUAGUGAUGCUGAACGAGCUAGUUUAGUAAAUUUUGAUGACAUUCAAAAUGAUCUAAAAAAAUUAUAUUCUCAAAUUAAAAGCUGUGAAACAAAAGUUGAAAAAGUUUUGAAUUCAUCUGAUGAAGAGCAUCAACAACCUUUUAAAGAUAAAAUGGGUACUUUUUUAAAGAAAGCUUAUGCUGAACAUAAAGAACAAGAAGAGAAUGUAGAUGAAUGCAAAGCAAAGUUCAAUGAAACAAUGGAGUUCUUCAGCUGGAAAGCUAAAUCUCCAAAUUCAUCAGAAUGGCCUCAAGAAUUUUUCAGCUAUUGGAAACCAUUUUGUAAUGAUUUUAAGGAUAUUUGGAAAAAGGAAAUCCACAGAAAAGCUAAAGAAGAACUUGAAAUUGCAAGGAAAAAGCUUCAAGAAAAACAAGAAGAAAGACGAGCUAAUAUAGUGAAAGUGAAAGAAAAACCAUUUGGCUUAAAAGCAAAGCUUGCUAAGAAAGGAAUGAUUCUAAAAGAUUCAACUUUAGAUACAUGAAUUUUUUUUCCUGUAUCAUACUGUAGAUAUCUCCUCAUGAAGUGCCUGUAUUUUUAUUAUCCUUUUCUGUAAAACCAAAAGUCAGUCUUUUUCUUUGUCCUAGAGCGUUAGUAUUUUUUUUAUAAACUCCUAAAAUCUCUUAAGCCAAAUAUUUAAUUUUUAACAUGUAUCUUUCAUAAUGUACAGACUGCAAACUCUUUCAUAUAUAUAAAUAUGUAUAUGUGCAUAUGGUACUGUAUGAGUUUUGUGUUUCUUGGAAUUCAAAAGUUUUAUAUCUUUAUUGAAAUAAUGAGAAUUUUAAAUGAAUUUCUUUUAUUGAGUUUCUUGAAUUACAUUUGAAUAUAUUAUUAUUAUUAUUGAGUGAUACAAAAUUUAAUAAACGAUUUGAUUGUUAUGACAUUGAUUCCAAAUCAUUGUCAAUUAAAAUGUUUUAAUUAAUAAAUUCAGCAGAAAUGUAUUUACCAUUAUGCUUUAAAGCAUAUGCUUUUGUAAUCAUGCUAAUAUUUUUUAUUCAUGCAUAGCCAUUAAAAUAAUGGUAUUUUUGUAUGUUUGUUUUGUAAAUGUAUAUGUAUGUGUACAUUUAUGUAGCAAAGUAACAAUCGUGUUAAAUGAUUUUUUUUUUAAUUGAACAUAAAAGUUUCUCACCCAAGUUAAAAUAUAUUUUAAGCCAUGAAAUUUUGACUCUUUCGGUUUAAAAGUUAUUACAUUUUUUCAGUUCUUUACUGAAUCUUGUUGUAAGUUUACUCUUCAA